GGACGGAAAGGAGGAAGAUGGCGGCUCCGUGCUUCCCCACGCCGCUGUAUGGGCACGUGGGCCGUGGCGCCUUCAGCAACGUGUACGAGCCUGCCGAGGACACGUUCCUGCUUCUGGACGCGCUCGAGGCAGCGGCGGCGGAGUUGGCGGGAGUGGAAAUAUGCCUUGAAGUAGGGUCAGGGUCUGGUGUGGUAUCUGCAUUCCUGGCCUCUGUGAUUGGUCCUCAAGCUUUAUACAUGUGCACUGAUAUCAACCCUGAGGCAGCAGCUUGUACCCUGGAGACAGCACGCUGUAACAAAGUCCACAUUCAACCAGUAAUUACAGAUUUGGUCAAAGGCUUGCUACCAAGAUUGAAGGAAAAAGUUGAUCUUCUGGUGUUUAAUCCCCCAUAUGUAGUGACUCCACCUGAAGAGGUCGAAAAUCACGGAAUUGAGGCAGCUUGGGCUGGUGGCAGAAAUGGUCGAGAAGUCAUGGACAGAUUCUUUCCACUGGUUUCAGAUCUCCUUUCACCAAGAGGAUUAUUCUAUUUAGUUACCAUUAAAGACAACAAUCCAGAAGAGAUUUUGAAAACAAUGAAGACAAGAGGUCUUCAGGGGACUAUUGCACUUUCCAGGCAAGCAGGCCGAGAAAUCCUUUCAGUCCUCAAGUUUACCAAGUCCUAACAUAAAGUGUGAGCUGACAGCUACUGGAAGCUGAAUGCAUUGAGCAAAUUUUGAAACUGAAGUCAUUCCUUGGUUAAAAAGGAAUUUUAUCAGAAAUUUGUCAUAAAGAAAAAGGAGGCAGAGGAAGAUGCUACCACAUAAGAGGAGAUGUGAUUGAUCAUGGACGCAGAGAUUGGAGUGAUGUGGUCAGGAAAUGCCAGCAGAAGUGGGAAGAGUCAAGGAACAGAUUCUCCCUCAGAGCCUCAGGAGGAAGGAAGUCCCCUCCUGACACCUUGAUUUUGGCCCAGUGAA
This is a messenger RNA of Galeopterus variegatus (Sunda flying lemur), 953 nucleotides long. RefSeq names its product N-6 adenine-specific DNA methyltransferase 1 (putative) (gene HEMK2). Lineage: Eukaryota; Metazoa; Chordata; Mammalia; Dermoptera; Cynocephalidae. Bases 18 to 662 code for a protein of 214 amino acids. Gene Ontology annotation, cellular component: eRF1 methyltransferase complex. The transcript has 7 exons. Gene Ontology annotation, biological process: methylation. The record is from RefSeq and is a predicted model, not a curated record. Gene Ontology annotation, molecular function: S-adenosylmethionine-dependent methyltransferase activity; nucleic acid binding; protein methyltransferase activity.